GCUUUGGAAGUUUGGCAGUUCCUCAAAAUGGUGAACAUAGAGUUACCAUAUGACCCAGCGAUGUUCCUUCCAGGUAUACAUCUGAGAGAAUUGAAAACAUACGUUUCUUUAAAAACUUGUAUACAAAUGUCUAUAGUAGCGUUAUUAACAACAGCCUCAGACAGGAAACAAUACAACUGUCCCUCAAGUAAUGAACAGACAAAGACGAACGUGGCACGCUCUUUCUCUUCAACAAGGCAGCUGAGCAGAUGAAGAGAUGCAGAUCUUUGUGAAGACCCCGACAGGCAAGACCAUCAUCCUCAAGGUCGAGCCCAGAGAUACUGCUGAGAAUGUCGAAGCCAAACUCCAAGGCAAGGAGCGCAUCUCCCCUGAUCAGCAGCAUCUGAUUUUUGUGGGCAGAUGGCCGGAGGAUGGCUGCACGCUCAGGCGACAAUACCCAGAAAAAGUCCACUUGGUACUUCGCCUGUGGUGUAGCAUCAUGCAACCUUCCCUCCGCCGGGUGACCCAGAAACACAACUGCGACAGGAUGAUCUGCCCCAAGCGUCAUGGUCGCCUGCAUCGUGCUGUCAACUGCCAGAAAAAGUGCGACCACACCACCCAUACCUGUGCUCCGAGAAGAUCAAAUAAGGUCCCUCUACUCACUCUUCCAUUGCCUGCAGGAGGCCCAAGGCCCUUGGGCUUCAGCAAACGGAUCCGGUCUCGGCGAGAGCGCAUUGCACAUUUUGCUCCAGCCCGGAGGCGGCGGGCGGCGGGAGGGCACUCCCGGGCUGUGCAGAGCGCAGCAGGGGCACCGAGCCAGGCACUUUGCCCCAAAGAUGGCCGGGUCGCUCCUAAGGGACAAACGCUCCAGGGAAAACUUGAGCCAUCCCAGAACCUCUUGAAGACCUCUCAUUUGGUUCCUCCACAGAAAGGGUCUUCUAUUUUUGAUCCCCGGGACAACUUCAGAGAACGAGGAAAGUUGGGUGGCUACUUAACGAUUUGGGAGCGUGGCAAUGAUUCAAACUGUGGCUUCACCCUGAUGAUCUCUAGGGACUCUGCGUGGAGUUCUAACCAUCGCAGCUUCAGACCCAGAACCCAAGGACAAGGAAUCGCGCAUCUACAGUCGAGCCUCGGCCUUGACCCGUUUCUCUGGUUCCGCCCAGCUCUGGUGGAAACUUCCCCCAGGUUCACGCGGGGCUGGGAAUUAGGUGGGAAAGGCAAGGCCCCCUUGAUCCCUUUACAGCAACUUCUCAGUACACAGCUGUGUCUGUUCAGAGUAGGCACCCUUGUGGCGGACCAAAGCGAGCACCUUCCUAGGACCUCGCAGAGAGAGUGGAUGGAGGCCAAGAGGACCCUGAGAGGACCUUUCCCGUCCACACCCCGCCUCCUUCCCAUGGGAGUAUCCCCGGAUCCCCGCCCCAACCUGGAAGCGAGCGCCCCCGGCUGUUCACGGCAGCCCCUCGGCGCCUGUUUGCAGGGAGCUCGGCUUCUGGCUCGUCGCAGAUCCAGCUGCGGUUCCGACCGGUCCCCAGCCUCAAACGACCCGGCGGAGGAGCGGGCGCGCGGCGGCGUGCGCAGCCUCCCCGGGCUGCCGGAGGCGGCCGCUGCACCGCUAGCCGCGGAGCGCGGCGGCCGGACCUCCGCCCCGGCACUCCCCGCCCCGGGCGCGCUCGCCGGGGAGAGACCCCCGAGUCCUGCGCAUUUCGCAGCUGCGCCGGCGUGGGGAAUGAGAGCGCGGUGGCUCCGGGUCGCCGCGGAGCAGCUGCCGGUGGGAGAGAGAGGCGAGGCGAGGGGGCGGCAGCCUCGGCCCGAAGGGGGUGGCGAGAGUGAAGGUGGAGGUAGUCACACCUAUGCUGGUGACCUUGGCGUGCCCCCCUGGAGCGGCGAGCCGGGGGCUUGUCAGAGGCUGGAAACGGCGCGGCUAGAAUAUUGCGUGGAUCCUUACCCGGGGCCGCGGGGAGGCCAUCGCGCUUCCGGACGCCGGACGACGGGGGCACGAGGAGCGAGAAGCCGGCGCGAGGCGGCGACGCUGGAGGGUGGGGACGCCGGCGAGCGCAGAGCCCGCGCUCGGAGCGCGAGGUUGGGGGUGCUCCGAGGCGCUCCAGCCUCCGCGCGGGAGACCCCGGUCGGGGGAGGAGGCGGGCGUGAAGCCUCAGGUCGCUGCGGUGGCCGUCGGGCGCCUCUGGAGCCUCGGUGGCUAGUGUUCCCAGUCCGGAGCAGGCUGACCCUCCGGCUGCCCCCCACCCUGCGCCGGUCCCCCCGAGUCUGCAGGCGCUUCCCCGCCCCGCCGCCAGGGCCGGACGCCACCGGGCUUGCCCGCGACCCUAGCUCCCUGCUCAGCCGUUCGCGGGGCCCGUUCAGCUCUUCCUUGGCUCCUUCCUCUCUAACUGGACUCCCGAAGGAGGUUUUAUCCUUUAACUUGACCGAACUUCUGAUGGGGAACAAAAAAAAAAAGUUCACGGCAGCCGCGCGCCUCGCUAGGAGCAGAGCCCCGCGGAGGGCAGGCGGGGGCGCCGCGGGCCGCCUCGCCUGCCCUCUCCUCUCCUGGGAGGGUUCUCAGGGAAGUUUGGACAAAAUGUGACGCGAUUGUUCUGGGAAGGCCACGAAGGCAUCUUCUUCCAGAGUAGGACCGUCUGUGCCUGGGAGUCCGGUGUCCCACCCGGCUUCUGGUACCAAGGGUACAUACACUUGGGGGGACGAAGACGAUUAAUUAAACCCCAUCUUUCAAAAAGUCGUUCAUGAUGCAUACUGGUCACCCAAUUUCAUUUACUCCGAUUCAUUCAUUUAUUCACGCAGAAACACUUUAGGAGGCCCAGUGUGUGCCAGGCAUUGUGUUAGAGGCUGUGGCAACAGAAAUGACUGAUGUUUGGUUCCAGUACUCAGGGAGCUUACAGUCUGGAAGAGCAGAGGUCGGGAAAGAAGAUGGAAAAAAUACGUGUCCUACAGGAGACGGCAGGUGCUACCUGGUUUUCACCACAGUGACUCACUCCCAUCUCGCUAACUGUGGAGCCCAACAGCUGCUGUAUUUCAUCCCCCCUGAAGUCAGCGACACUAUCAUUCUUUUUGAUGCCCAGAGGCCAAUACUGUGCCAAGCACAUAGUAGGUCAUCGAUAAAGUCUGUUAACUGAACGGAUGAAGGGAUAAGUUAUUCAUAUUGAAGAUGUUUUAAAGAAAGAUAACCAUGCUGUAUAGUAGUCCCCCUCAUUGGAGGGGGAAGGGAUCCGUCCAAAACCCCCAGUAGAUGCCUGAAAUUUUGGAGAUAGUACUGAACCCUAUACAUACUGUGUUUUUCCUUAUACAUUCAUACUUAUGAUGACGUUUGACUUGUAAAUUAUGCAAGUAAGAGAUUAAGAGUACCAUAAUAAAAUAGAACACUUAUAACAAAUACUGCAAUAAAGUUAUAUGAAUGUGGUCUGUCUCUCUCAAAAUAUUGUACUGCACUCACCCUGCUUCUUGUGAUGAUGUGAGAUGAUAAGAUACCUGUCUAAUGAGAGGAAGGCAUUGUGAUGUAGCAUUAGACUACUACUGACCCUUUGACCACACCUCUGUGGGUAACUGAAACCUUGGAAAGUGAACCUAUGGGUAAGGGUUGGGGGGCUACUCUAUUGGGGGGACAUUAAAGAAGAAAGAGAAUGAGUUGAAAGGGGAAGGAAUCAGGGAGCUGGAGAGGGCAGGAGAAAAAAAAAAAGAUAGGGCUCAUGAACAUUUGGAAGUAUAUAUUCUUUAACAAACAACUUUUGUCUUCCAUUUUAAGCCAGUGGAAAUUAGCAGCACUCAACUCCGUGCUCUAUGAAAUACAGGAAUCUCUGGAUAUUUGGAUUAUAACUUUUUUAGAGCAAGGCCUUUGUUAAAUUACCGUAUGGAGGUCAUGAUGCCAUAUUCAUGUGGAUAUGUUGAUAAUAUGGUGAUUUGGAUGUGUCUAGGGUAGAGGAACAGGUUGAUGAAAGAAUACUUUAGAAUUACCAAAAUAAUUCCUUCAAACAUCUUUUAAUAUUUUGCUACUUAAUGUGCAAAUUUCUACUCAUGUAUUUUAACUAUGUUUAAUUUAAACUCAAUUAAAAUAUUUAUACAGAGAUUUUAGCAAUGAAGAUUAAACACAUGGGCAAGACUCUCCUUGGCUUAAGUAAUUGAACCCAUUGCACAGGUAGAAGGUAGUAAAUUCCCAGGUGAAUGAUAAGGGUUUUUCACCCCAUUAAUUUUUUUAUUUUUACCAAAAAACUAAAACUUCAUAUAUUUUUGUUAUGUGCAAAACAGAGCUACUUCUUUUUUUUUAAACCAGUAUUUUCAACAGUAAUAAUAACUUGGUGAUCUGAGUCAAGAGCUUAUAGGUAUUAAUCCUGGAUUUAGUUAUUGGAAACUUUUGGUGCUAUGUGAUUUGGAGCCAUUCUAGAAUUUUUGUCAACCUCAUUUUCUCUACUUAUGAAAUAAGAUUAUUUUACUGAAAUGAUUUAAUUUGUCUUUUAAAAUCAGAGUUUGUCAAUGUAGAGUGUGCUGGGUUUAGAUAUUGUACUCUGUAGUUGAUGUCAUUAAUUUGGUAUACCAGCACUGAGUAGCAAUUUGUAAUUAGCCAAUAGAAAAUAACCCAUAUUUUCUAUCAUUAGGUAUUUUGAAGAUGUUUUAGGACAUUGUCAGAGUUCUAGGAAGAGUUUUGUGAUUGUGGACAAUGUAUGGUGACUAAAAAUUGUAUUUUAGGAGGAACUAUAAAUAAAUACUAAAAAUGGUAGCUAAA
This is a messenger RNA of Herpailurus yagouaroundi (jaguarundi), 4708 nucleotides long. RefSeq lists its product as uncharacterized. Gene Ontology annotation, molecular function: structural constituent of ribosome; protein binding. Gene Ontology annotation, cellular component: ribosome. NCBI's taxonomy places the organism in Eukaryota, Metazoa, Chordata, Mammalia, Carnivora, Felidae. The record is from RefSeq and is a predicted model, not a curated record. Gene Ontology annotation, biological process: translation.